Molecule: messenger RNA, 1187 nt
Organism: Dreissena polymorpha
Lineage: Eukaryota; Metazoa; Mollusca; Bivalvia; Myida; Dreissenidae
Product: protein shisa-4-like
Exons: 4
Coding region: 106-537 (143 amino acids)
Source: RefSeq, a predicted model, not a curated record
AUACAAUACUAGUCACGCGGUAUAUCUUUUCCUUAUAUUCAAGUGUUACCGGAAGUUAAGUUAUUCAAAUCCAUCAUCUGGUCAAUAUAUCCGCGUUGAAACAACAUGUUGUACGCAGCCCAAUACUUGGUGGGGAUUUUAUUAGCAAUUUUUGGCCAGGGUACCCUGGUUGAAGGAGCAGAGACAUGUUACUACUACAACAGUGUCGGCCAGUACAUAAGAUUGUACUGCCCAUACAGCGACUGUUGUGGUGUGUACUACAAUAGAUACUGCUGCAACGCAAGCCCCACGGCAGUGAUUGUGGGUGGCGUGUUGGGCUUGCUGUUCCUGAUCGGCAUCGUGGUCUGCAUAGUGUCCUGCUGUUUCUGCGCCUGUUGUCCGGUCUACCAGAACCGGGUGCGGUCAAGGGGCGUGUAUAUUACAACAGCAGGAUCGAACACAGUGGCCCCAAAUUACAACACCAUCAGCGGGACGACUCAGCCAUCAAAGCCCCCCGCCGGUGCGUACAUGGCGCAACCACCGGCAUAUCAGUCCUAACACGUGGACACGAAGGAACAAUAACACGAAUAUUUGUUUCAUGUUGUAAACUCAUAUCACAUAAUUGAGCCUCGACCUGGGAAAACGGAGCUAAAUGACAAAAAUCCAGUUUAGGCCGAAUGUCACUGAUUACCCGGUGCGGACGUCACAGGCUAAUCUUAGACGGCAUUUUACGCACACGCAGUAAGCCCUUUUUCCCCAGAUCGAUGCUUAUGUGUAUAUGCGUAGUUUCUAUAAACUGAAGACUACAUAACGAAAGAUUUCAACGGAUUUCGAAAUAAACAUGUGAGCAAAACGUGUUUCCUGAAUACUUAACUUACGUCAUGCAAACUGUUUACCGGAAACCAACUAAAUGUUUUCGUUUUAAAUAAUCCAUUCGCUGACUUAUUGAUAUACUGAAUGAAUGAGUGAGCGAGUGAGUGUGUGAGUGAGUGAGUGGGUGAGCAAACGAUUGAAAAAAAAUGAGUCUUUAUUAAUAUAAUAAACUCUCCAUAUAGAUUAAUAUACAUGUAUUAUACCCUGUAAAUAUCUAUGGCAUUAGUACUAUUAUGAUAAAUGCGUGUAUGUUGAUUGCUGUGACUUGUAAUAUUAUUGCUUCAAUUAGUAUCAGGAUGUCUUGAAUUACCACUUGAAUACAACAUAUAUUUAUA